Molecule: messenger RNA, 1011 nt
Organism: Rhizoctonia solani
Lineage: Eukaryota; Fungi; Basidiomycota; Agaricomycetes; Cantharellales; Ceratobasidiaceae
Product: Fungal specific transcription factor domain
Exons: 6
Coding region: 1-1011 (336 amino acids)
Biological process (GO): DNA-templated transcription
Molecular function (GO): DNA binding; zinc ion binding
Source: RefSeq, a predicted model, not a curated record
AUGGAAUUGGUCGAGCUACACCUCUUACGCGCCGGUUACCUUUCUAUAUCUAAAGUAGAUUGCGAAGAGAUAUGGACCAUCAAGGGUGAGGUGAUGAGUAUCGCCUUGUCGUUGGGGCUUCACCGUGACCCUGGAAAGUGGAAGCUCAGCAAGGAGCAAAUAGAGAGGAGACGGUGGGCAUGGUGGAAUGUAUUGCAACUGGAUAGGUGGCAAGCGUUCUUAUUCGGUCGUCCCAUUUCAAUUCCCAACUCUCAUUUCGAUACGAAUUUCCCUGUCGAAAACAAGACUGAUCCUAGCAUAGGGGCGAUGCUACCUCGUGCCGACCUACACUUUAUGAUCGCAUCCUGGCCCACGAGAGAGCUCGAAUCUUGGUUCCAGAACCUUCCUCAUGAUUUAGCUGUUGACGAUUACCAUCUAGCCAGCUUGCUGUCUUCCCAAGCACUCGCUUCCCGCAGACUGGGGUUCACGCUCCACCGACCAUUCACUACUCCUCAAAUCCGCCGCGAUUCGAGAACAUCUGCCAGUUACGAUGCCUCGAUCAUCGCGGCUGACAAACUCAUACAUCUCUGGACAACUUCACGGCCCGACUUCAUGUCGAAUCCUCUGCUCGCCGUUCCUGGUCAUAUCUCCUGGGGACCCUUCCACAUAUUCGCGGCCGCAAUACACUUCUGUUUCUUGUUGAUCUGGAAACCAGACCAACCCGCCGACAAGGCGCUCCGAGUACUGCAGACACUCGCACCGCUUUACAUGGAUGGAACCAUGCGCAAAGUUGACGAGAAGCAAAGGGACAGUUGGGCGGCUGAUUCGCCAUCCCAAACGUGGGCAUCUGCGCAUUCUCCGGCGUCCGCAGCAGGGAGUUCAGCUGGACGCUCCCUCGACUCGGUCCAAAUGUCGCUUCAACCUUUCGGUGCACACAAUUUGAACCCUCGCCGUAUCCGCAAAAUUCAUCCGAAGAAGCGGUUUGGAGUGCAUCCCUUGGCCUCGACGGCGAUUCUUGGAACAUGUUUUUGA